Messenger RNA from Penicillium canariense, 1431 nucleotides. Its product is annotated as ubiquitin carboxyl-terminal hydrolase. The transcript has 2 exons. Bases 1 to 1431 code for a protein of 476 amino acids. The record is from RefSeq and is a predicted model, not a curated record. Gene Ontology annotation, molecular function: cysteine-type deubiquitinase activity. Lineage: Eukaryota; Fungi; Ascomycota; Eurotiomycetes; Eurotiales; Aspergillaceae. Gene Ontology annotation, biological process: protein deubiquitination.
AUGCUGCUGCAUGCCCCGAUCUUCAUGCACUGGGUCGAAGACUGUGUGCAGUCCCAUGUACCCGAGGGAUGCGCCUGUCAGAAUAGAAGCGGUGCCGACAAUAUUGAUGACGACGACAAGCGAUGCAAAGUGUGUCUGCUCCAUGCCCUGGUCACGACCUUUUGGGAUCAUGGUGGGAAAAACCAGGUGAAUGUGGACAAUGUCUUGGAUGAUUUCUGGAAUCGAAUCUCCGAGGACUGGUUUUUAUCAUCGGGCAUGAGCGAGGACGAGAUAGAUGACCAGCAGGAUAUUGCCGGGUUCCUCACGGAGCUUCUGAGGCAGCUUAAAGAAGAUUGCGACGGGACUUGUCGCGCCUCCCUGAAUGGUCUCUUCAUGAUUCAAACGACCAAUAUGGAGAAAUGCACCGGCGAUGGCGGCUGCACGAAACGAAGUUGCCAUGACGAUGAAGGGUAUUUCCUCCACGCUCGUUUUGCCGACGGCAAUCCUGCCGUGACCAUGGAGGAGACAAUUCGGAAAUCCCUCCACGAGUGUGUGACGGACGAUGUCUGCACGGAAUGCCAUCACCACCGAAGCCGGACGCUGCAGCUUCGCCAUCCGCCCGAGUUGCUCCUCGUACACCUCAAUCGAAUCAACCCUGGCGAAGAUGAGUCGGGUGGGUACAGGCCCAACAAGAUCACCACGGAGAUUGACUUCCCAGAAGAGCUCCGGCUCGACGCCGACUGGUUCGAUCCUCGGUGGGGUGCUGGCAAACGGUCGGUUGCAUACGAACUCUUCUCGGUACUGCUGCACCACGGACAGUGGACCAACAGCGGCCACUAUACGGUUGCGGUGAAGGGCAAGGACGGGAAUUGGGUCCUUGCCGAUGAUACGGCGCUGACACGCUUUGAUUCGUUCAACGCCGUCAAGGAUGCACCGGGGCUCCGACGUCACGCAUAUAUCUUUGCUUAUCGCCGGCUUCCUCUGGUCCAACAUACCGCCACGGACAUCCCGAAACCUGAGCCGGCGCCAGCUAAUAAAGCCAGGGCGUCUGAAGCAGAGAAGGGCGGGGAUGACGAGGAGGAGAGCGAGGAGGGAGGGAGGGGUGCUGAUGACCACGGUGGUCAGAACAUGGACUACGAUGAGACCGAGAUCGAGCUAGAGGAGAAGCAGCGCGGCCAGCUGGAGAUAACAUUUACGACUAAUACUGGAGUGGUGACCUUAAGGGCUCAUGUGAAGGGCAUUCUCUGGAACGAUCUCAGCCUUGACCCAGCCCGAACUGGAACGACGGCUAAGAAGACCCCCACGAAACGGCCAGCAAUCUCAGGCGAGCUUCCAUCGAAGCCAACCAAGAAGCGGAAACGGCCAGCUCCCAAGGAGCCCGGCGCCCGCAAGUCUGCGCGACAAGCCCGGGCGAGUACUACAGGGGGAGGAGUUGGAAGGAGAAAGAAGUAG